Molecule: messenger RNA, 1476 nt
Organism: Linepithema humile (Argentine ant)
Lineage: Eukaryota; Metazoa; Arthropoda; Insecta; Hymenoptera; Formicidae
Source: RefSeq, a predicted model, not a curated record
UCAGUUAAAUACGUUCAGUCAUACAGAUCAGAUCACAAUGAGUUGGGAAGAACGAACUAAAUGGCAAGGGUGGAUAACGGCAUAUUUUACAAAAGAGAAAAACUUUUAUGCACGGUGUCGAAAUCGAUCUUGUCGAAAGCCCUGUACAUACGUGAGCAGUCUAACUAAAUUUAAGGAUCACGUAAAUAAAACACAUUCAAAUAUUUAUAAUCAUGAAGAGGCCAACAGAAACCAGUUCGGGUGGAAAUAUUUUAUACUAACAGAAGAAAACGCCACAAUAUGUAUUUUAUGUAAUAUACUCAUAACUGAAUUUCCACAAAACGAGAUAUUAAUCAAACACGUAAAUGAGCAUGCAAAAAAAGGACAAUAUAUAGACAAAAGAAGAGAUUGGUUUUGGAAAUACUUAUAUCAAGUUGGAGAUUUUUCUGCUAAAUGUAAGCUGUGUCCAAAUAAAAACGAAGAAUUUAAUUUUUAUUUAACCACUUUAAGCUUGAAAGCGCACAUGAAGGCACAUGAAAACGAGCAAACAAAAUUAACAGAAGAGUGGACAUAUUUAAUUGAAAACAACUACUUUUUGAACAAAUGUUACGUAAAGUCUGUGAAUUUUCGAGCAGAAUGUCAAUUUUGCAAACGCAACUUUGUAUGUGUCCCGGCUAUUGUGCUUAAAACACACAUACAGGAGCAUGACAAUAUUUACAGAAUUGAAGAGAAUGAAAAAAUUGGCACGAAACUUGGCAAGAUCUGGUCAUAUUUUAGGUUUACGAAAAAUGAAGCAAUAGACGAAAUAGAAUGUAUGAUAUGUAAAGACACUCUGUCAAAUGACCAAAUGGAAAAUCACGCAAAAACUCAUAAUCUACAAAAACUAAUACCCUGUAACUUUGACGAUUGGGCUUUUAAAUACGCAAGAGAAGAAGAAGAUUUUCUGAAAUGUACGAUUUGUGAUGCAGAUGAGUGGAAAUGUUUGAGGUACACAUAUGACAUGGAAAUAAGUCGAAGUAUAGAAUGCGUGAUAUGUCAUCAACAAGAUGUCAUGAUUAAUCAUCGUUGUUCACAAGACCUAAAACCCUAUUCUCAACAUUGGGUAUUUAAAUACGCGAGACAAGAUAGAAGUAAUGCAUAUUGUACGAUAUGUGGACAAAAUAUAAACUAUGAUUAUGACUUCGAUACUUUAAAAAACCACAUGUCACUUGAACAUCAAGAGAAAUGGAAAACAAUAGAACAAGAAGAACAAAUAAAACAACAAGAUUUGGAACAAGGAACAGCACACGAUGAAGCUGGACCGUCGACAAGCUACGCAAGUUAAAAGAAAAACGAUCAUGUUUAUAUAAAUUUAUCUACAUUCGACAAUGGAAAUGAUGGUAGCGGCAUUUUUAAGUAGCAUCUCAUGACCAGCGAUAACGAAAGUCUUGACUUUGAUCUAAGUGAUUUGAAAUACAUGAAGACAUUAGCGUAUAAUUUGACUUAUUUGUUGCAUAU